AUGAAAUCAAAAUUCGGCCUGUGGCAUUUGUUCCUGAACGCUGAGAGAAACGGCAAACUUCGUGUGUGUAAAGAGGAUUCUGUCACCCCUAUUUUACUACCCUACAUUCAUGAUGAAUGGCAAGGAACGCGAUCGAUUGAAGCCGACCAUCGAUCCUGCCAAACUGGAGCGGAAACAUGCUAUCAAAAAGAAGCGAAUGGUAUUGCUUUUUUCUUUGAUAUGGUUAAAUGGUGCAGUAGUAGCCUUAUUUGUUAUCCUCCAAUCAUGUCUAUGCCAUGGUAUUAUCUGGAAAAGCCAACGCGUAUGAUGUUGCUGAGGUGUUACUACGCUGUAUGUGCUUUCACAUAUCCAGUGUUCGUAGGAUUGAACUGGAAGAGUUACGCUCCAACACGAGCUGAGGUACUGGCUGGAAGGUCAUUGAAGGACGAAAUUCUCCGCCCAACGAAGAAAUAG
Messenger RNA from Ostertagia ostertagi, 453 nucleotides. The record is from the annotation of a GenBank genome assembly. Lineage: Eukaryota; Metazoa; Nematoda; Chromadorea; Rhabditida; Trichostrongylidae.